Messenger RNA from Aureobasidium namibiae CBS 147.97, 1143 nucleotides. RefSeq lists its product as uncharacterized. Lineage: Eukaryota; Fungi; Ascomycota; Dothideomycetes; Dothideales; Saccotheciaceae. Bases 1 to 1143 code for a protein of 380 amino acids. The record is from RefSeq and is a predicted model, not a curated record. The transcript has 8 exons.
AUGUCCAAGGAAAUGUCGUCUUCUCAUAUCACAAGCACAUUUACCUUUCCAGAUGCUCCAGAUACAAUGCCCACAACUGAAUACGUUACACCAAGGUUUUUUCACCAACACGGAGUCCAGGGAAUUCUUCGUGUGGACGUUCCAGCAACGCAACCAUGCGAUAUCGUCAAGAUCACUUUACAAGCCUCGGAUCCACAUCAUGAUUUCUUCCAAUUCAAUCGAUAUGGGCUUCCGCCUUCGAUGCAUGCCUCGGGCGUGCCGCACGCUUGUUCAGACGAGAGCACAAGAGCGUUGCUGGAAGUUGUCUACGAGCUGAAGGCGCAUGUGUACCGGCACGAUCUUCUAGUGUCUACAGUAACCCAGCCCAUCCAGGUCUUUCCGUCGGCAUCUUCAGUACCUCCACCAAUCGCUGUCGAUGAUCACCGGGAGGUGUAUGCCAUGACAUGCGCGCGGACGCUUCGAAAGCUGUUCUCGAAGGCAGAAACACUGGAAAUCAAUCUAACAGAGCCUGAACCAGUAUUGCUUCACACGGACGAGCAGUGUGCCUUCCAUCGCAUCCCUAUUUACUGGAAACUAUCUCACUGCGCUCAAGGGCUACCGCUUCUGUGUGCUAAGAUGACCUGGCGACUCAAGUCAACUACCAUCGUUUCGACGAUCCCCCUACAAGCGACGAAUUCAUCACAGCAGCUAACAUUGUGCCCUUCCUCAGUUGAGGUAGUCCAUGCAUCAUCUGAGAAGUCGACAGAUCUCAACCUCACAGGUUGGGUCGCCCGCCCGGGCAAUCUCAAUGGGAGAAUUUGGGAAUUGACUAAUAGUGUAUGGCUAACGAUUCCUCAACCAAAAGACGCCGUACCGUCCUGCUUCGGCCCUCUAGUCACUCGAAGAUACAGUCUAGAGCUGUCUUUGAAGGUCCAUGAGAGAUGGGAAGAUAUUGCUAGAGUGCCAACACAGUUUAGAAUGAAUGAUAAAGACAAGCAGAACGACGAAGAGCGGCGUCUAAUCCUCGCAAGUAGCACGACAUUCGGCCUAACCUCUGCGAUAAAGCCAGCAAAAUUCACACUUACAAGUAGCACAACUCAUGUGGUUAUAGCCUUUACAAUGGCCGCUAUAGAGUUAGCGUUAAGAGUUAACGGUAGAGAAUAA